Molecule: messenger RNA, 923 nt
Organism: Apis laboriosa (Himalayan honeybee)
Lineage: Eukaryota; Metazoa; Arthropoda; Insecta; Hymenoptera; Apidae
Product: mitochondrial translation release factor in rescue
Exons: 2
Coding region: 341-874 (177 amino acids)
Biological process (GO): translational termination
Cellular component (GO): mitochondrion
Molecular function (GO): translation release factor activity
Source: RefSeq, a predicted model, not a curated record
UUGACUGGAAAUUAGUUUUAGUUAUCAUUAAUUUAAAUAAAAAGAAAUUGUUGUAUAAUAAAUAGAGUAUAAGAAAUUUUAAUUUUUAAUAAAAUUAUAAAAUGAGAAAUACGGUUUUAAAAUUAUAUAAAGAUUUAUUGCGUUAUGGUGAAAAUUUGAAAUAUACAGAUAAAAAAUACUUUCGAUUCAGAAUUCGUAAAAAUUUUAAACAAAAUAAACAUUUAAUUGAUCAAAGAGAGAUUGACUUUCAGUUGCAGAAAGGGAAAAAACUCUUACAAAAUCAACGAAUAGUAUAAAUAUAGAAUUUUUUAUAGUGAAAUUAAACAAAUAUAAUUAUAUAAUGUUUAUUGCAAUACUGAAAUUGUUUAGUAGAAUAUAUUUCAACGAACGUAGUAAUACGUAUAUAUUAUCAGUACUUUUUAAAAAAAUGUCUGAAUCUUUACAUUAUAAAAUCAAUAAUAUUAAUUGCUAUGAUUUGUUAAAUGGUGGGAAACAAAUUCGAUAUAAAUCAUACAAACGUUUUUUGGAUUAUUCAAGAGUACCUAAGCUUGAAGAAAGUGAUUUACAAGAGCAAUUUGUGAAAGGAUCUGGACCUGGUGGCCAAGCAACUAACAAGACAUCUAAUGCAAUAGUUUUAAAACACAAACCUACAGGAUUAGUUGUAAAAUGUCAUGAAACUAGAAGUUUAGAUCAAAAUAGAAAAAUUGCUAGAAAAAUACUGUUAACAAGGUUAGAUAAUUUAGUUAAUGGUCAAAAUUCUCUUCAAAAUCAAAAGGAACAAUUAAUGAAAAGAGAUUCUAUUAAGAAAAAACAAAAGAAAAAAAAACUUCAAGAUUUAAAAAAUGCAUUCAUAGAACGCGAGAAUUUAAAAUAAUCAAAAAUAUAACAUAAUAAAUUAUUUAAAAAAAUUUUUAAAUAUUUAU